Messenger RNA from Vitis vinifera (wine grape), 2766 nucleotides. Its product is annotated as G-type lectin S-receptor-like serine/threonine-protein kinase LECRK3. Gene Ontology annotation, biological process: protein phosphorylation. Lineage: Eukaryota; Viridiplantae; Streptophyta; Magnoliopsida; Vitales; Vitaceae. The transcript has a single exon. The record is from RefSeq and is a predicted model, not a curated record. Gene Ontology annotation, molecular function: ATP binding; protein serine/threonine kinase activity. Bases 243 to 2645 code for a protein of 800 amino acids.
CUAAAUUUCCAUGGCUGGGACGCACCAAUAAUCAUCUGUCGGCCAUGAGUUGACUCUCUUUAAGUCAGGUCCAUGGAAGAUGAUGCAGGGAAGGAAAAGUGGAAUCGGCCUGCAACCUUCCCAGGAAUUAAAUUUUCUUUCUAAAAAACUUUCAUGGAAAAUCCAUCAUUCAUUGUAACUGUUACAGCUUGAGAGAUUAUCUUCCAGUUCAAUCUUUGUAAUUCAAGCUAGUUUUUCCCAGCAUGGAAAAUCCUCUGCGCUAUUUGCUUCUGCUUUUGCCUCUUCUGCUGCUGCUGCCUGUUUCAAGCGUUGCUCAAUCUUCUGGGAACAAUAUUACUUUGGGCUCAUCCCUCACUGCUCGGGACAAUGAUUCGUGGGCAUCCCCAUCUGGAGAAUUUGCUUUUGGAUUCCAAGAGAUUAUACCUGGAGGGUUCUUACUAGCUAUCUGGUUCGACAAAAUACCUGAAAAGACCAUAGUUUGGUCAGCCAAUGGCGAUAAUCUAGUGCAGACAGGAUCCAGGGUUGAGCUUACCAGUAAUGGUGAGUUUGUGCUGAAUGACCCAUCAGGGAAAGAGGUUUGGAGGGCUGAUUCUGGGGGGACUGAAGUCAGCUAUGCAGCCAUGCUCGACACUGGAAACUUUGUGCUGGCGAGCCAAGAAUCCAGCAAUCUGUGGGAGAGUUUCAGUCAUCCAACAGACACGAUCUUACCAACCCAGAUACUGAAUCUAGGCAGCCAACUUGUUGCUCGUUUCUUGGAGACGAAUUACUCAAAUGGAAGAUUCAUGUUUGCGUUACAAAGCGAUGGGAAUCUAGUGCUUUACACCACUGAUUUCCCAAUGGAUUCUAACAAUUUUGCUUAUUGGUCUACUCAGACAAUGGACAGUGGAUUUCAAGUGAUCUUCAACCAGUCUGGCCGCAUCUAUCUUAUAGGGAGGAACAGAAGCAUACUCAAUGAUGUGCUGUCAAAUGAGGUGAAUAUGAGAGAGGAUUUCUACCAGAGGGCAAUUCUUGAAUAUGAUGGGGUUUUCAGGCAAUAUGUCUACCCAAAAUCUGCAGCCUCAGGGACUAUGGCCUGGUCCUCCUUGUCCAAAUUCAUACCUGAAAAUAUCUGCACGAGAAUUGGAGCGAGUACCGGCGGUGGAGCUUGCGGGUUCAACAGCUACUGCAGACUGGGAGACAAUCAGAGACCCAGUUGCCACUGCCCUCCUGGUUACACCUGGUUGGAUCCACUUGAUUCUUUGGGUGGAUGCAGACAGAACUUUGUACAGCAGAGAUGUGAUGCAGGAACACAAGAAGCGGGCCUGUUUUAUUUUUCAGAGAUGCUGGGUGUGGAUUGGCCGUAUGCCGACUACCAACAUUUUAAAGGUGUAACUCAGGAUUGGUGCAGGCAAGCCUGUUUGGGUGACUGUUUCUGUGCUGUGGCCAUUUUCAGAGAUGGGGACUGCUGGAUGAAGAAAGUCCCUCUCUCAAAUGGGAGGUAUGAUCUUAGCAAUGAAAGAAGAGCUAUGAUUAAAGUGAGGAAGGAUAAUUCUACCUUGCCACCCAUAGAUGAAGGUUCGAAGGGGAAGGAUCAGUCAACUUUGAUCCUCACUGGAUCGGUGCUGCUCAGUAGCUCAGCGUUCUUUAACUUUCUCUUCCUCCUAGCAAUUGUUCUGUUCAUCCGCCGCUGCAAGCACAGAAAAACAAGUGUUCUUCAGACAUCCCCAGCCAUGGAGGGAACAAAUCUCCGGAGCUUCACUUACGAAGAGCUAGAAGAAGCCACCAAUGGAUUCAGAGAUGAACUGGGGAGCGGGGCUUUUGCAACAGUUUACAAAGGGGCUCUACCCCAUGAUGAUGGAAUCAAUUUGAUUGCAGUGAAAAAGCUGGAGAGGAUGGAGAAAGAAGGAGACAAGGAAUUUGGGGCAGAAGUGAAAGCAAUUGGCCGGACAAAUCACAAGAACCUAGUCCAACUCCUGGGGUACUGCAACGAGGGGCAACACCGGCUUCUAGUAUACGAGUUCAUGAGCAAUGGUUCUUUGGCAACCUUCCUAUUUGGAAAUUCAAGGCCAGAUUGGUGUAAAAGAACACGGAUCAUCCUAGGAACUGCAAGAGGGCUCUUGUACUUGCAUGAGGAGUGCAGCACCCAGAUCAUACACUGUGACAUCAAGCCUCAAAACAUACUUUUAGAUGACUUUUUAACAGCAAGGAUUUCAGAUUUUGGGCUAGCCAAGCUUUUGAAGACGGAUCAGACGCGAACCAUGACUGGAAUCAGGGGAACCAAAGGGUAUGUUGCGCCUGAAUGGUUCAAGACAGUGCCUGUUACAGCCAAGGUUGAUGUUUACAGCUUUGGGAUUGUGUUGCUAGAGAUCAUUUUCUGCAGGAAGAACUUCGAACCCGAUGUAAGGGAUGAAAGUCAGAUGAUCCUGGCUGAUUGGGUGCAAGACUGCUACAAAGAGAAGAGAUUGGAUUUGCUGGUAGGAAAUGAUGAAGAGGUAUUUGGUGAUAUGGAGAAACUGGAGAAGUUUGUGAUGAUAGCAAUAUGGUGUACGCAGGAGGAUCCAUCUCGAAGACCCACCAUGAAGAAAGUUGUGCAAAUGCUAGAAGGAGCUGCUGAAGUUUCUAUUCCUCCAGACUCAUCUUUCUCAUCUGCCAGUAGUUCAAUCUAAUGCUAAUUUCCAUUUGGGUAUGUAUUUUCGGUUACUGUUCAGUGACAAACAAAGGAGACAGUUAUGUUGUGCUCCUAGCAUAUGAAUAAUCCAUAUGGUUUUGGAUCAUUUUUUACAUCAA